AUGAGCGAAAGUGCGAUUAGUGACAGAUGGACGAACAAUAUCAACUAUAGGCAGCUUGUUAUGUCUUCGUGCAUUGGUAUCGUGCAGUUAUGGUGGCACCCAUACUUACACGACUUACGCAAGUUCAUACCGUUCGUUUUCCUCUACAACGUAUUCAGCGUAGUCUUCGGUUACCCUUUACUUUAUCUGGAACUGGCAUUGGGGGUAGUCACGAAGAAAGGUGUUCUGAACUGUUGGGACAUGGCGCCAAUUGCUAGAGGCGUGGGUUUCGCAAUGAUAGCGUCGUGCGCGUUGACCGCUCUAGCGACAGGCGUUGUGAGUGCGUGGUGCCUCGCACUGUUUGCGCAUUCAUUCCACGCCUUCCUGCCGUGGCUCCACUGUGCGGCGAUCGUGCACCCAGCCUGCGCCGCGAGGCACCGGCCGCUGCCCGAAGGAAGCGAGACUCCGUCCCAGUCAUUCUUCUUCGUGUUGGGCGCUAUACGGCUCGACGGGGCAAGUUCAAUGUUCAGGGAAUGCGAUUGGGGCGUGCUAUUCGAAGGAACUCAGAUUUGGCGCGACGCGUUGGAGUACUGUCUGGUGCAAAUGACCGUAUCCCAGGGGGUCUUAGUGAUGAUGGGAUCACACUGCCCCAAAGAACAACACAAACUCGCGACAACCGCGCUAAUAACGUUCGUCAUUUCGAAAGCAAGCUGUAUGUGCAGCGCGUUUGUUCUCGCUGCGGCCCACGGGGCUCUUCGUAGGGACUACGACAACGAAACUAGUAUCUGGCCAGGUACCUCUUCGUCCAUGGUCCUGUGGGCUGACUUCGUUGCCAGGAUACCCGGCAGCCAAUUUUGGUCGGCGCUGGUUUUCUUUACGCUCUUCGUCGUGGCACUUUCUACAACGGGUGGCUUGUACGUUGUUAAUUUUAUAAUGACAUGGCCGGUGUCAAAGGUGCGUGCGCCCAUAGCGUGCGUGUUUGCGAUGGUCAUAACGUAUAUAUAUGGCCAGACUACGUUCUGCGAAGAGGUCUAUUUCGCCGUGGGAGAGUACCCGUGCGUGUUUAUGAGGAUAAGCUGGGCGAUUGCUCCAGUAGUGCUCUUGGUAACUAACAAUAUAGCA
This is a messenger RNA of Iphiclides podalirius (scarce swallowtail), 1101 nucleotides long. The record is from the annotation of a GenBank genome assembly. NCBI's taxonomy places the organism in Eukaryota, Metazoa, Arthropoda, Insecta, Lepidoptera, Papilionidae.